AUGACAAAGUCUUUUUGUAGAAAAGAGCUUAUUUCUUUAUGCACUAAAUAUUGUCUACCAGUGAAUGUAAAAAGUACAUCUAUAAAAAUUUAUAAUAAAAUAUUUGAUAAGGUAAAAGUAGAUAAUUUAUUGUAUCUUAUUCUUAUAGUAGCAGCUAAAUGUGAAGAAGUGCAUACUAUAAAUAUUUCUUCUUCAUUAAUAAAAAAUGAAUCUUUAGUCCAUGAAGCCCUUAAUUUUGAAUAUGACUUUCCUUCUUCCUACCUCAAAAUGUGUUCUCUAUUAGUAAAAUUACAAAUAGAGCAUAAAGUAAAUUACAAUGAUAGAUAUGAAGAAGGAUGUAAAUUUAUGGAUUUGUUGUUAAUUAAUGAUGAUGGUAAAUUAAAUGACUUAGAGAAAGCAUGUAUUGCUUUACAACUUCCUGAUUCAUUAGCAGAGAAAUUUUGUGAUCUUAAUAAAAUAAAAGACUGUAAAAACACCUUUUUUACCUCAAAAAAUGUCACAUUAAAUUCUCUUUAG
Molecule: messenger RNA, 516 nt
Organism: Vairimorpha ceranae
Lineage: Eukaryota; Fungi; Microsporidia; Nosematidae
Product: nucleotide excision repair factor tfiih tfiik subunit cyclin h-like protein
Exons: 1
Coding region: 1-516 (171 amino acids)
Source: RefSeq, a predicted model, not a curated record